Molecule: messenger RNA, 4995 nt
Organism: Cheilinus undulatus (humphead wrasse)
Lineage: Eukaryota; Metazoa; Chordata; Actinopteri; Labriformes; Labridae
Gene: adck1
Product: aarF domain containing kinase 1
Exons: 11
Coding region: 58-1614 (518 amino acids)
Biological process (GO): mitochondrion organization; lipid homeostasis
Cellular component (GO): mitochondrial inner membrane
Source: RefSeq, a predicted model, not a curated record
CAAAACAAAACCGGCGAUUGAAAGACAGUGAGCGCGUGUGGAGACCCUGCACCCCUGAUGGCUGGUCGACUCCUCAAAGUCUCGUCUCUGGCCACAGCGGUGUUCGCCUCCUCCGGGUUUUACAUCUACAACAAACAGCUCGACCUCAAUGACCUCAGUGUGAUCCGCUUUGGACGAGCCGCGGCUACCACGGCGGUGAUCAGCUACGACUACCUGACCGCUUUCAAACAUGUGGAGUACGGCACGGAGGAGUACUGGGCCCUCAAGUCCAAGGUGCAUCGUCGGUCGGCGGAGCGUCUUCGAGACUUGUGCUGUGCGAACCGAGGAACUUUCAUCAAGGUGGGCCAGCACCUGGGAGCUCUGGACUACCUGCUGCCUGAAGAGUACACGUCCACGCUGAAGGUGCUGCACAGCCGGGCGCCUCAGAGCAGCAUGGAGGAGAUCAAGCAGGUCGUCAGAGAAGACCUCGGCAAGGAGCUGUCACAGUUAUUUGUCUCCUUCGAGGAGAAGCCUCAGGGUGCAGCCUCCUUAGCUCAGGUCCACAAGGCAGUGUUGCAUGAUGGGAGGACGGUGGCCGUCAAGGUCCAGCACCCCAAAGUCCAGAGACAAAGCUCCAAGGACAUCAUGGUGAUGGAGGUGUUACUGCGAGUGGUCCAUUGGCUUUUUCCUGACUUUGCCUUCAUGUGGUUGGUGGAGGAGGCCAAGAAGAACAUGCCACUGGAGCUCGACUUCCUCAACGAGGGACACAACGCUGAGCGGGUGGCUAACAUGCUCUCCCACUUCCCCUUUCUCAAGGUUCCCAUGAUCCACUGGGAUCUGUCCACAAAAAGAAUCCUGACCAUGGAGUUUGCUGAGGGGGGUCAGGUCAACGACAGAAAGUACAUGAAGAAACACGGCAUCAACGUCAACGAGAUCUCAGAGAACUUGGGGAAGAUGUACAGUGAAAUGAUCUUUGUGCAUGGCUUUGUUCACUGCGACCCUCAUCCGGGCAACGUGCUGGUCCGAAAGUGCCCCAAGAGCAAGAAGACGGAGAUUGUCCUGCUCGAUCACGGCCUCUAUCAGGUCCUGCAGCCAGACUUCAGGUUGGACUACUGCAGGCUAUGGCAGGCUCUGAUUAAAGGAGACAUGCCUGGUGUGGAGCGCUACAGCCGCAGACUGGGAGCUGGAGAUCUGUACCCGCUGUUCGCCUGCGUUCUCACCGCUCGAUCCUGGACCGCCGUCAACGCUGGCAUCAGUUCUGUGCCCGUCACGCACUCUGAGGACGUUGAGAUCCGGACCAAUGCAGCUCUGUAUUUACCUCAGAUAAGUGAUUUGUUGAACCGAGUGCCACGGCAGAUGCUGCUCCUUCUGAAGACCAACGACCUGCUGAGAGGCAUCGAGACCACCUUACAAACCAGAGCUGCCUCCUCGUCAUUCAUCAACAUGUCUCGCUGCUGCAUACGUGCCAUGGCCAGACACAAGAGGAGUAAGACCCGGUCCAGGAGAAAGCGUCUGCAGAUCACGCUGUCGGAGUCGCUGAACUUGUGGAAACUGAGCAUGUAUGAACUGUUUUUGAGGGUGAAGAGCUCCGUGUUGGUUCACUGGCUCUCUGCUCUGCUGACAUUUCUGCACUGAGACAGGUGUGGACAUCAGACCAGGACAGAAACACCAGGCUGCAGAUGCCGAGGGCCUCACAAGGGUUUGUUGGCAUCAAAUUUACACAAGUGGAAUACUGUUUGAACACUUAAACAACAUCCAUAACGCACAACACAGAGGGCACAUGUGAAUCAGCUGCACCUGAAUUAAUGAAACUGUUGGCAGAUGUACAAACUUUGACAGUUUUUUGACCCCUUGAGAUCAUUUCAAACUUUCAAUUCAAAAUACAGAAGACGAAAAGAGCCAUAUGUGAAUAUUUAAAGUUCAGAGACAGAAUUCCAAUUCUGCACUUCAGCAUAUGAAUUCUGUUCCUAAGAAUUAAAAAUACUUUGAUUAUUUUCACCUGCAACAAAGUGAACAUUUGGAGAAAAUUUUCUUUUUAAUUAAUGUAAAUUUUUAAAUUGUUCUUCCACAGUUAAAGGAAGAAGUUGGACUUUUAUUUGAGAUAUAUUUUCAGUUUUGUUUUUUCUGUUAAUCAAGAAAAACAUCCUGACUUAAUUCUUAGAUUUCUAACUUUUUCAUUAUUUAAAAAAUAAUUGAAAUCAGUCAAUAAAGCCAGAAUUCUAUGGAAACCCUAGGCGGACACUUACACAUUGAUUUUAUUUAUUCAGUAUUAUUGUAUUGUGAUCUCUUGACUGAUGUGUUUUGUGUCACAUGAGCCCCAGAAGCACCACACAUCCAUUUAGGAAAGCUACAGUAAAUAAGUGAACGGUAGUUUGUCUGCUUGGGACUUCUGUUGAAUUCUGAGAUUAAUGUCUGAUCAGCUAAACUUUUUAAAUUUUACGAUCAAAAGAAGAUAUUGACUUUUUUAUUUUUUAUUUGUAUUAUCUUCACGCAAAUUGAGCCUUGAAUAGAGAAUAAAGUUUAAAUUUUUUUUUUAAUGUCUUUUGAUUAUGGAUUUUGAAGGUAUAACGUUUUUCACAUGGCCCUUAUCAACCUCUGUAGAUGAAUGAGCGUUAUAUCUUUAAAUCAUUAGAUGUUCGAUACAAAAUGAAUUGAAAAUGCUUUUCAUUUAUUAGUUCUUUGUUAAUAAUGCUACUGUCAGCACUCGGGCUGGGCAAUUAAUCUCAAAUUAGAUAAAAUCGCAAUAUGGCCUGCUGCAAUUUGGAAAUUGCAGAAGUUGUAAUGUUUCUGUAACUCUAAAUGUGUCAAAUACCACUUAUAUAUAUUCAUUUUCUCCAGCAGAAGAUAUUUUAUGCACAUUAUGCAAACAUUCAAGUAUCAACAAAGCGGUCCAUUUAAAUGUGACGUACUUCUCACUUAUCCCUCCUCCGCCCCAGCUACCUCCUUUAUAGCUUAAAGCUUGUUGCACCCUCAGAUUCAUGCCACUAUGGAUUAAUUGCUUCUGAAAUAGUUUAAUUGUUUUUAAUACACAUUAUUAUAAAUCUAUCUAUCCAUAUGGGAAUUUCUAGCCAUCUGUUAACUCAAAGCAUGCUUGACAAACCCAUGGAGCAUCUUUAGAGCAGAGCCUUAGGUUAUAAUAUAGAAUGAUUUAUUGGCUGAAUUUGUUGAAAAAUAAACACGAUUAGGAGCCUGAUAUUAAUCACAUGUUAAGUUGCAAUCGCAAUAUUGGAGAAAAAAAUCAUUAUUUGAUAAGUUUUGAAAAUCUUUCAGCCCUAGUCAGCACUAGGCUUUCCAAAAUGACUUUAAUACUCUAACAUCGCCCCAGUUAUGCAAGUCUUUUCAUGUUUUUCUAUUUGGAGUCUCCCAAAGAGAAAAUUAGUUUUAACUGGAGCAAGUUUUCCUGUAACAUCAGUAUCAGAAUACAACAUGCAGCCAACUUUUUACUGAAAUCUUGAAGCUAGGAAGUGGUCGAAUGUUGGACCAGCAAUCUCUCUGUGAUGGCAGGAACUGUAGUCUGCCUGCCUGUUGACAAAUUCUCUACUCAUUCACCAAUGUACUAACAACAGUUUAAAGUUAAUCCCUAGCUCAUUUAGAAAGGUUAAAAUACAGAGUAUGUGAUGUAAGUUUAUUCCAUCUGCGGUCACAUGAUGGGGCCUUUUGUCUGGUUUGAAGAUACUCAUAUACCUCAAUGACUUUGUUUUAUGUUGUUACAAUGCCAGGGUCUGUUCAUAAGAGUCUUAAUUUUUAAGUGUAGCUUACUGGCCACUGAAUUUGGACUCCUAAUAACCAUCAAUCUAAACGACUUUUCCUUUUUAAGCUGUUAAAUCCACAAAGACCCUGUCUUUCCCAUUUACCACCAUUCAUUUAGAGUGGAACCUUUUCGCCCAGAAAUUGGCAGGUCUGGCUCUUAUUAAUAGACUGCUUUUUAUGGUAAUCAUUCCUUUACAAAUUAUCCACUUCAAAAGUUAGAAGUGAUCUCAAGCUAAAGGGUCCCAGUAGAAUUAUGAUGUGCAACCUUAAAAAACACUGUUAAAUCUGCAGAAACUUGAUUACUAUGUGUCAUUAUUUAUAGCAGUAUGUCACUGUUACUAUCAACGGUUCACUCCAACACUCACCAAACAACAGAUAUGGACACAAACACAUGAACAGCUGGAAAGACAGAAAAGCUUCAAGAAGGCUUGUGAGUCAUACCCAAAAACAAGAAUCCAUCUAGGAGCUUCAUCACAUGACCAACACAGCGAUGAGGGCGGCAGAGGACCAGACGAUACCCUCACAGGAAGAAGAAUAUAAAUUAUGACUGUGCAUUUGUUGUCACUGCUGAUUUGAUUUCCGUCUCACAGCCUGGAUGAUGUUGGAUGUUGGAUUCAUUCCUGCUCUUCAACAAAAUACCUCAUGAUGAAGUUUGCACCGAGUCACAGAUGUUUCUGAUGAUGUAAGAUGCUCUGAAUGCUUAAACAGUUUAUUUUUAAUGUUAUGACUAUUGUCUAAUGGUGCAUUAUGUUUACUAUUCAUCAGUACUGUUGUUCAUAGGUCAAAUAUUGUCCACUCAUUCCACUGACAUGUGCUUGUACUUCACAGUGGGAGGGAUAGGAAGUCACAUCACUUUUUAAACAAAUCUGGGACAACUUUAGCAGUUCUUUUCUUCUUUACCCACAAGAAAAUGACACAAAGGUGAUUGUGUGGCUCUGCAGAAAAGUCUUCUGAUCUUUGGCCUUAUCUGAAUUUUAUUUUUAUUUCCCCAAAAGUGGCUUUCAUUUUAUGUUUUCCAAAGUAUUUGCUUCAAAUGAGUCUUUAAUGAGGACCUCGGCUAAUGCCUAAGAACAGCAGAGGUCACUGAUUUUAUUAAUCCUAUGCACAUCUUAUAUGCUGGUUAUUAUUCAUUUAAAAAAUUCACAACAAAUUAUGUCACUGGGCGCAGAUGAUUAUGUCUGGUGAGCAUGAGAUGUUGGUUUUGGUUGGCUAGGUUUUUGUUGGGGUUUUAUUUGUUUUUUGAGAAAGAGAUCUAUCAAAUUUCAA